UUCACAAAUUAUAUAUACACAAAUAACGCUUUAUGGACGCGUAUAAUACUUUAGAGAAAGAAAAUCUUCAGUCUUUACUGUUCACGGAAGAUAAUUACGGAAAAUGUAAGCCUCACUAUAAAAUUAAUGAAUAGUAGCAAACAUAGUUCGAGAGGAAAAGUCCCCUUUUAUGAUCUUACGAUAGUCAAUACAACUAUAAAAUGCACCCCCUUCAUUGUCCUGAUGUGACUGAUCGCUUGACUAUUUCUUGUUCGGAAGGGAAGGAUGCAAAAGAGCGCAGCCGUAUUCGCGUCGGCGUGUAUCCCGCGCUUGUAUCUUUGCGCAAUCCUCUCAGUAGCGAUCAACUUCCCGUCCUAUAACGAUGUACGGAAACUCUACGCAGAAAUCAAACGAUGUCGCGACUGUCUACGACUAUGAGAAAGACAUGCGAUUCAGCAUUCAACUGAAUCGUUGGAUAUUAAAACCAAUUGGAGUCUGGCCGAAAUCAGCCGGGGUUUCAUGCGGAGAAAAAUACGUUUCUGUAUUAAUAAACAUAAGUUGCAUCAGUCUCAUCGCCUUUCUGUUCAUACCCUGCGCAACUUUCGUCACGCUCGAACUCGAAGACACAUAUGAUACCAUAAGGCUCUUCGGACCAUUGAAUUUCUGUGUAAUGGGCGUCGUCAAGUAUUCCUCGCUGAUCAUCCGCGAGGGUGAUAUCUACAAAGGUAUCGAAUACGUCGAAAAUGACUGGACAAAUACUCAAUAUUACGACGAUCAAAUCAUCAUGAUGAGAAAUGCAAAGUUCGGUCAUCGUCUUGUGGCGAUAUGUGUAUUCUUUAUGUAUGGAGGUGUCGUGUUUUACUAUCUUGCCUUGCCAUUCAGUAGCGGCAAGAUCACAGAGGAAGACGGAAACUUGACGUAUCGACCUCUGAUGUUUCCGGUCGCCAGAGUGAUCGUCGACGCGCGAUACAGUCCCAUCAGUGAAAUUUUCUUCUGGAUACAGUGUUUAUCGGGUUUUAUUCUUCAUUCUAUCACUGCCUGUGCUUGCAGUUUGGCCGCCGUAUUCGCGAUACAUGCUUACGGCCGCUUAGAAGUUUUAAUUCAAUGGAUCGAACACUUGGUGGACGGAAGGGAAGACUUCUGUGAUAGUGUGGACGAAAGAUUGGCAAUGAUUGUGCGACAGCACGUCCGAAUUUUAAAUUUCAUAUCCCUAACCGACAAAAUAUUGCGUGAAAUAUCUAUGGUAGAAGUUCUAGGAUGCACAUUAAGCAUGUGUCUUCUUGGAUAUUCUAUUGUCACGGAAUGGCAGAGUAAUGAACCUGCAAGUAGUGCUAUGUUAACUAUGUCUGUGAUAAUAUUUUUCAUUAUUUCAAUUUUUACUAAUUCUUAUGUCGAACAACUUUUAACAGAUCAGAGCAUUAAGGCUGGAUUGACAACAUCUACGAUAAAUUGGCAUUGUCUUCUGUAUAAAAACCGGUACAUUCUCACAAUGGCGGUUUCAAAUAUUCCAGAAAAAAUCUCCGCAAGCAGAAUGAUAAAAAUAUCGCUACCUACAUUCAGUAACAUAAGUAUAGAAGCUUAUCUACGCAAUUCUAACUACGAGAACGACAUAAGAUAUACCAUGCAAGUACACAGAAUAAUCCUGGGAUUGAUCGGCGUGUGGCCAAUUUUGGAAAAGCCGCGGCUUCAUAAAAGACUUUUGAAAGGACUCCUUCGAACGGUGUGCUGCUUUUUGCUGUCCUUCAAUCUGAUACCGUGGACUUUAUAUAUGAUUCUGAUCUUGGAUACGUUCAAGAGCAGACUGAGGAUGAUCGGCGCGUUCUGUUUUUACGUUAUGGUGCCCGCCGUGUAUUUCACGCUUAUGUUACGGGAGAACAGCAUUAGAGAAUGCGUGAAACACAUAGAGAAGGAUUGGCAAAAUGUCCGAAACGCGAACGAUCGUAGAAUUAUGUUGAAUCGGGCGAAAGCCGGGCGUUUCAUCGUCAUUAGUACCACAAUAUUCCUGUUUACCAGCGGCUUUACUUACCGUCUGAUACAACCGAUAGUCCGUGGCAAGAUCGUCAUCAAUGAAAACGUCACUGUUAGACCGCUGGUGCAAGGCAAUUACUACAUCUUCUUUGAUCCACAGCAGAGUCCCGCCUACGAAAUCGUGUUUUCGAUACAUUUACUUACCGGUAUCGUUGUAUAUGUUGUUACUACGAGUGUUUGUGGCGUCACCGCGUUGUUUACUAUGCACGCUUGCGGACAACUCGAGAUGCUGGCCACUUGGUUGGAGAAUCUACCAAAUGAAGCUCUGUGGUCCAAAAAGAGUCACGCUGUUGCUCGAAGAUUGGCAACAAUCAUCAUGCAUCACAUGAGGAUACGUAGAUUUUUACAUCGCAUACAGCAUCUAGUAGAAGAAAUGUGUUUUAUCGAGAUUAUUGGCAGCACUUUAAUAUUGUGUUUGCUAGGAUAUUACGUGAUAACGGGAUGGGAACGAAACGAUGCACUCUCCUUUUUAACAUAUGCCAUAAUGCUUACAUCUUUUACUUUCAAUAUUUUUAUAUUGUGUUAUAUUGGGGAAAUUUUAAAUACUCAGGGGAGUAAAGUAUACAUAACUUGCUGCACGAUCGAUUGGUAUUGUCUACCUAGUAAACAAGCUCGUUAUCUUAUCUUAGUGAUUGCUAUGGCCAAUUAUCCUACUAAGCUUACAGCGGGUAAAGUGAUGGAUCUUUCAUUCAGCAGUUUCGGCGCUGUUAUUAGAACCGCUAUGGCUUAUUUAAACUUGUUGCGGACAGUCACUAUAUAAUCACACAAUAUUACGUAUUAUAUGUGAGAAGUCGUGUUUAUAUAAUUAUAUUAUGAUAUAUAGGACAUAUUUGUAAUUCAAAUUUUUAAAUGCAUUAAUCUAAAUUUGCUU
Nylanderia fulva is the source of this 2878-nucleotide messenger RNA. RefSeq names its product odorant receptor 4-like. Gene Ontology annotation, molecular function: odorant binding; olfactory receptor activity. Lineage: Eukaryota; Metazoa; Arthropoda; Insecta; Hymenoptera; Formicidae. Gene Ontology annotation, biological process: detection of chemical stimulus involved in sensory perception of smell; sensory perception of smell. Gene Ontology annotation, cellular component: plasma membrane. The record is from RefSeq and is a predicted model, not a curated record.